This is a messenger RNA of Symbiodinium necroappetens, 1533 nucleotides long. NCBI's taxonomy places the organism in Eukaryota, Dinophyceae, Suessiales, Symbiodiniaceae. The record is from the annotation of a GenBank genome assembly.
AUGAUACUCCGGCGUCACAAAGAGCUGAGCAGGAAGGGGUCCCGCACGGAAGCCAGGGAAGCCAAGUUGGUCCGGCUGCGGCAGUGGCUGGAUCAAUCUCUGGCGAGCAGCGGCCUGUCCCUGUUGAGCUGGACGUGGCGACAGAAGAUGCUGCAGGAGGACGUGGGCCAGAUCUCUCGUUCGCUGCAGUACAUGACAGGUCUGGGAGCUGAAAUGUGGGGCUUUGCUUUGCGUCACUACGUGUCAAGGAUUCAGCGCAACAUUGUCACUCAGCUUGGGGGUCGCAUUCCACUACCUCCUUUCGGCACCGUGUAUGUGACGCAGCGGUCAUGGAAGCUCAAGAAGGAGGAGUUUGUGGAGAAGGUGGUUGCUGCUAAGGUGCUGCGUCCCUCUAUGGAUGUCGCUAGGGGUUUCCUGGUCAAGACGGAUGAGAGCAGCUAUCUCAUGACAAUGGUGGCUGUGGAGAAUGUCAAUCAGGUCUUAGGUGAGUUUGAAGUGGCUGCUCCACCAGUGCAUGCCGAUGAGCCAGGUGUUAGGAGGAGAUUGCGGGGGAAAACCGCGAUCGCUGUGGCCGGGCUAGAGAAGGAGGAGCGCUUGGAAAAGCUCAUGCACGCCGGUGGAGGAGAUCGACAAAUGGGUGCCGAGCAUGUUGUCGGAUGGUCUGACGCCGUGGAUCCGUUUUCGGCAGAGACCUUGGAGCAGUGGAAGGAAGGCAAGGAGUUCCACUUGCUGCCUGGAAAGACGGUGCACACUGUCAGGGCUAUCACGGGGCGGCUCAAGACAAGGGCUGUCAUUUGCGGCAACUUCCUGGGUCAGAGCUUCUCCAAGGACCAGAAGUAUGCAGCCGGAGCAGAUGGUGCGCUGCUCCGGGUUUUGCUCCGAAUGGAGGCUCGUCCCACCUUGGUUCAGGUGCCCAAGAUGCUUCUGAUGGGUGGCGUGUGCAAGGAAACCAUAUGGCAUGUGAAACCAGCCCUUUAUGGGAUGGUGACUUCUCCUCGCUCGCGGGAGGUGAACGGAAGUUUGUGGUACAUUAUUGUGGGCUCAAGGAGGGCAGGGGCCAUCAUCUGCUACGUCGACGACCUACUGAUUGCCGGGGAGGUGGCGGUGGCGAAAGAGGAUCUGUUGGCGCGGCACAGGGACUUGGAGAGCUACGAGCCACGAUGGUUGGCCGGCCGGUGUCGUCCUGAGAUUCUGUAUGCUGUGAGACCGCAGGAGGCGGUAAACCGUGGCAGCUACCUGCUGAAGUACCUCGAGCUCUAUCCGGAGGUCGGCAUCCUCUACACUACCAAGCCGGAGUUGACUCAGGAUGCCCAAGUGUCGUCGGCUGGAGUUGUGAUUGAGGGCUUCUGCGAUGCGAGUUUUUCCCCGAACUCGGGACGGAGUCAGCAAGCUAUCAUGGUCUUUGACAUGGGUGGCCUUGUUGCUUGGACAAGCGGCAGGCACGCCUUCGUCACUAUGUCCACUGCCGAAAGCGAGACGAGCUACAUGCGAGCUUACUACUUGCACGAAGUCGGUGGAGCAGCUGGUGGCUGA